Messenger RNA from Labrus bergylta (ballan wrasse), 750 nucleotides. Its product is annotated as N-acetylaspartate synthetase-like. NCBI's taxonomy places the organism in Eukaryota, Metazoa, Chordata, Actinopteri, Labriformes, Labridae. The record is from RefSeq and is a predicted model, not a curated record. Gene Ontology annotation, cellular component: mitochondrial membrane. Gene Ontology annotation, molecular function: L-aspartate N-acetyltransferase activity.
AUGGAGGACAAAGGAACAGAAAAGGGUCUCCAAAAAUCUCCAUAUAGAACACAGACUGUGGUUGUGCGUGAGUUUAAGCCGGCAGACAAAGCAGAAGUGCAGCGGAUCUUUUCUGAAGGACUGAUGGAGAUGGUACCAGACACUGCCUUCAAAGGCUUAAGACAUCACCCGGAGAGUAUCCUACUCUACACUUCUAUGACAAUUAUUUGUUCUGUCAUCACCAUGUGUUGGUGGGUGAUAGCACUCCUCCCUGCACUUUGUCUGUGUGGACGCUACUUUUACAGCAGACGUGUGAUCCAUGGUUACCUUGAGCGUGCCAUUAGCAGAGACAUGGGAGACAUGGAAGGGUUCUACAUGAAAUCAUCAGACUCCCGUCUUUGGGUAGCAGUGCUGGAAGGCAAAGUGGUGGGUGUUGUAGCAGCAGUCAGCCAGCUGAAGUCAGGAGGUGCUGUCGAGUUGCAGCGGAUGUCUGUUGACCGGAGGUUUCGAUGGUGUGGAGUUGGGGUCGCACUUGGAAGAAAGGUCCUGGAGUUCGCUGUAUCCCACAAGUACUCUACUGUUGUCCUGGGAACCACAGCGUACGCACACGCUGCCCACCAGCUCUAUAAGCGCCUGGGCUUUCAAUGUGUGGGCAUCACCAAUGGGUAUGUCACACCUGGUGCGAGACUGUCCUUAGUGGAAAGGAUUUUCUACAGGGUCCGUCAUUAUCACUAUAGCAUGGAUGUGCAAAAUAUCAGUUCAGCAGAGUAG